Molecule: messenger RNA, 720 nt
Organism: Podarcis muralis (Common wall lizard)
Lineage: Eukaryota; Metazoa; Chordata; Lepidosauria; Squamata; Lacertidae
Product: taste receptor type 2 member 41-like
Biological process (GO): G protein-coupled receptor signaling pathway; sensory perception of taste; detection of chemical stimulus involved in sensory perception of bitter taste
Cellular component (GO): membrane
Molecular function (GO): G protein-coupled receptor activity; bitter taste receptor activity
Source: RefSeq, a predicted model, not a curated record
AUGAAAGGCAGAAGUCUGAUGCCCAGUGAUGAAAUUCUGGCCAGCCUGGGGCUGUCCAACCUUUGCUUCUGCACCUCACUAAUUCUGGACUAUUUCAUUUCACUCAUCUGGAAGGAGUUCUUCAGUAAGUUUUACAUGGUGCAAAAAAUCACAUUCACCCUCGACAUUGCUGCAAGCUUUUUGAGCUUCUGGUUCACUGCCUGGCUGAGUGUUUUCUACUGCAUGAAGAUUGUCAACUUCAAGCAGUCGUUUUUGCUGAGGGUGAAACUACAAUUUUCUAGCCUUGUGCGUUGGUUCCUCCUUGGUUCUGUGCUGGCUUCCUGUGGAGCAACAUUCCUAGUCACCUGGACUUUUGAAACAGUGUCCCAAGUAUCCGACAAUCUGAACAAUCAGACUUUCCUCAGCCUUCCCUCUGACUUUAACUUUACAAACGACUACAAAAAGCGAAAAUUGAUACUCGUGCAUAUGCCUAUGCCUUACAAACUCCUCCCCAUUAUCCUGGGCUGUUCUGUCCCCCUAGUGAUAGUGAUUGCCUCUUCUGUGCCAAUUCUCAAUACUCUUUUCAGGCAUGCCAAAAACCUGGAACAAAAUGCAACCAUUUUCCACAAUCCUCGCCUGGAGGUUCAUCUAAAUGCAGCCAAGUCAGUGCUGUCUCUUCUUAUAAGCUAUACUUCCUUGUUUGUUAUGGCGGACGAGCAAGCUUUCGAAAUUGCCAUCUAG